Messenger RNA from Prorocentrum cordatum, 1248 nucleotides. The record is from the annotation of a GenBank genome assembly. NCBI's taxonomy places the organism in Eukaryota, Dinophyceae, Prorocentrales, Prorocentraceae.
AUGCUGGCCGCGCGGCGAUGUGCCGGGCGAGCCGCCGGACUGCGGGCGCCGCGCCGGGCGGCGGCUCGCUGCCUGGCAGCCUCCUCGGGCGUCUGCGGCCGGGAGCCGCUGCUCUUCACGCCAGGGCCGCUCACGACCUCGGCGGCGGUGAAGCAGGCCAUGCUCGUGGACUACGGCAGCCGCGACGUGCUGUUCACGGAUACCGUUUCCGUGGUACGGUCUGGCCUGCUGAGGGGGGCCGGGGUGUCGAAGGAGGCGGGCUACGAGUGCGUCAUCAUGCAGGGAGCUGGCACCAUGGGGGUCGAGGCGAUGUUGGGCACGGCUGUGCCGCGCGAGGGCGGCAAGGUCCUCAUCCUGGUCAACGGAGCCUACGGGCACCGCCAACCUCGGCUGGCCCGGCCAAUCUGCCGGUACCUCGGCAUCGAGCACGAGUGCCUGGAGUGGCCAGACGACCAGGCGGUGUCCGUGGCGGAGACCCUGGAGAGGCUGCGCCAGGACGCGGGGGCCUCUGGGCGCCCAUCCUUCACCCACGUCUCGGUGGUGCACCACGAGACCACGGCAGGCGUGAUAAACCCGCUGCAGGAGCUCGCGGCGGCCGUGAAGCGGGAGUUCGCCGGCGUGUCCCUGCUGGUGGACUCCAUGAGCGCGUUCGGCGCCUACGACCUCCAGAUGGACUGGGGCAUCGACUACGCCGUGAGCUCGUCGAACAAGUGCAUCGAGGGUGUCCCGGGCUUCUCCUUCGUCCUCUGCGGGCGCGCCGCGCUGGAGCGGGCGGAGGGCAACGCGCGCAGCCUCUCGCUUGAUGUGCACGCCCAGUGGAAGGGCCUGGAGGCCUCUGGGCAGUUCAGGUUCACGCCGCCCACGCACUCCCUGCUGGCGUUUCGGCAGGCGCUGUCGGAGUGGGAGGCCGAGGGCGGAGUGGCUGGCCGGGCGGGGCGGUAUAAGGCAAAUUACGAGACCAUCAGGCUCGGCAUGGAAGAGAUGGGCUUCAGAUUCUACGUCGAUGAGAGCAUCCGCUCGUACUUGAUCAGUACGUUCAUUGUGCCCGAGCACAAUAACUUUCAUUUCCAGACUUUCUACGACGCUCUGAGUGGACUGGGCAUGGUGAUAUACCCUGGAAAACUUGCUCGCGGGGAGUCCUUUCGAUUUGGGACGAUUGGUCGAAUAUUCCCACGCGAUUGUGAGCUGCUGCUCGCUGGAGUGCGAACGGCAUGCAAGCAGAUGGACAUACAGUUGCCGUUGAGAUGA